GCCCCCACCCUGUACCGGGAAACUCACUUAAACCAGCUUGUGUGACGUUCAACAAUUCAGCGGGUUGUGGACUGAACGCGGCACAGACAGGGAUUCAGCCUUAGCUGAAGUGAACUAGAGAUAGAGUUAUAGUAACGUCUGUGAUCACUGAGGUCAAAAAGAGAGUAAUGAUUAAGUUUUGCUGUGAUGUUUUGUUCCUGGGAUGCAGUCAUUAGAUAAACCGCAGUGUUGUGUCUGGAGGUGGUGUCCUGUAUCCGCUGCAGGUGUAAACUGAAUCCUGAAGUGUUUGAGUGGUUCAGGGUUUAGAUUAGACACGGGGUCCUGGUUUCAGAUGUCCCGUUCAGACAAGGUUGACCCGGGUUUAGCUCACUUAAAGCGAGAAGCGUUUCUAUAACGUGAGGAACUCGAGUUAUCAAUCCGUUACACCAAACUGAGUUCAAAGCGAAGGCGCCAAGAUGCCGGAAGCUGGAACAGAUAUGAACAUGGACCGACUCUUUGAGCUGAAAACCUCGGCUUCCAUAGGCACGGAAAACAUCCCACCUCCAUCUUUGUCCAGUGGCCCGUCGGGGGACAUCCUUCGCAACUUUUACCACACCAAAAGAGUUGGAAAUUACCUCAUCGGCAGGAAGCUGGGAGAAGGCUCCUUCGCCAAAGUGCGUGAGGGGCUGCACGCGCUCACCGGAGAGAAGGUGGCAGUGAAAGUAAUCGACAAAAGAAAGGCUAAGAAGGACUCGUAUGUUACCAAAAACCUGCGCAGAGAGGGUCAGAUCCAGCAGAUGAUUCGCCACCCCAACAUCACGCAACUGCUAGACAUUCUGGAGACUGAAAACAGUUACUAUCUUGUGAUGGAGCUCUGCCCAGGAGGAAACCUAAUGAAUCACAUCUACGAGAAGAAACGACUCGAUGAGAGGGAGGCACAGAAAUAUGUCCGCCAGCUAGUCAUGGCUGUGGAGCACCUGCACAGGGCUGGGGUAGUACACAGAGACCUAAAGAUUGAAAAUCUUUUGCUAGAUGAACAAGACAACAUAAAGCUCAUAGAUUUUGGACUUAGCAACUGUGCAGGAAUCCUGGGAUAUUCUGACCCUUUUAGCACACAGUGUGGCAGUCCAGCCUAUGCCGCCCCUGAGCUGCUCUCAAGGAAGAAGUAUGGGCCCAAAGUAGACGUCUGGUCUAUUGGCGUCAACAUGUAUGCCAUGCUCACUGGCACCCUUCCAUUCACGGUGGAGCCUUUUAACCUCAAAGCAUUGCACCAGAGAAUGGUGGACAAGGACAUGAACCCUCUGCCUCCUUCACUGUCGUCAGCUGCAGUUAGUUUACUGAAGAGCCUUUUGGAACCAGACCCUGCCAAGAGACCCAACAUCCAUCAAGUUAUGGGUGAUUCAUGGCUACAGCUGGGCAACCCACACACUGGAAUCCCUUACUUAAACAGGAUCCAUAUUGAGGAGAUCAACCACACGGUUCUUCUGCAUAUGACUGAACGAAUGGGCUACAAGCACAGUGAAGUCCUUAGCGCUGUGCUUACUAACCGGGCCUGUCACACUCUUGCCGUCUACUUCCUCCUUAACAAGAAAAUGAAAAGACUCUCCAAAGAGUACAGAGAAAAGCAGUACACUAUGGAAAAGGAGAAAAAGAGUGAACUAUUCCAGACACAGUGGAGGAAACACAUUGAGAAGAUCACCAUUCCCCCAAAGCAGACACCAGUCUAUUUGGCUGUGAGCAAAGGCCCCACCAAAGAAAAGAAACAGAAAACAGGGCUUCUUAAAGCGAUGACUGGCCUGAAGGACGCUUACUCGCGACAAGGUGGCUGCAUUGCCUCCUCCUCCUUAGAGUACCUAGAAAUCCAUCCGCUGUUUCCACAGACAUCUCAAGGAGGACGGCACCUUGAUGCCCAGCCCCCCAAGAAAGACGGCCCGAAAGCCAUGGACGUGCCUGCGCGGCCUCCCUCGUCUCUGGGUGCACAUUCCUGGGCAUCAGCAAGCAAAGAGCCUAGCAAAGAUGAUCCACCAUCACCCUGGUACAAGCUCACCAAUGGAGCUCUCUCACCACCACGGCAUGUUUCUGCUUUCCACCAGCCAGACAGCUCCUACCUCAAAAAGGCCACCAUCCCUAGUGUCCCAGUGUUCACUGUAAAACCCCAGCCCAAGAAUAGUCCCCCCAGCACAGAGUGGCACAGCAAACCUGAGUUGAGCGGCAAUGGGGGCAGCAAUGGGGGCAGCAGUGGGCGUAGCAAUGGGGGCAGCAGUGGGCGUAGCAAUGGUGGCAGCAACAGUGGGGGCAGCAGCAGCGGAGGCAGCAGUGGCAGCAGCAAUGAGGAGCCCAGUAGCCCUCAGCACCGUGCUAAGUUUCCCUCCAUGGGCAUUGGACAGAUUUUGAAGAAGAAAGUUCAACCGUUUGCCUUUCCAGCACCUCUGUUCAGGCCUGAGCCAGCCAUAGAGGUUGAGUCUCCGACUCCAUACCACAUGCAGACACUACUGUGUGCCUCUGGUGCACUCAAAACUCUGUGCUGAUGACGAAGGCACAUCUGAACUAUCUUAUGAACUUUAAAUGCAGUGUUUGCUGUUUCACCACUAGAUCUUAAUUUCUGUCCUGUUCUGAAGUACACACACUUUUAAAACAGGAAGCUGUAUGCAGUAAACUGAUAUUAGCUACCACUUAUUUUUAUUCCGUUCGAAGCACCAGGGCUUCCAAUGUGGUGGGGUAAUCGAACUUGAAUCCUCUGGGGAAUGAGCUGUCCUUGAUAUGCACAGAUAGAUGCCUGUUGUUGCCUGGGCACACCCCAACUCCGAGCACUGUGUUAUUAAUUACCUCUAAUGUGGCACACUGGUCACAAACUAGAAUGCUAAUUGUAAUAUUUUCAUUUUACUGCAAACACCAUUUGAGGAUCAUAUAAAGACUUUCAUUAAACCACAUAUUUUUUCAAUGGGGCGCACAAUGUCUUAGUGGUUAGCAUGUUCGAAUCACACCUCCAGGGUUGGGGGUUUGAUUCCUGCCGCUGCCCUGUGUGUGCAGAGUGUGCAUGUUCUCCCUGUGCUGCGGGGGUUUCCCCCCCAGUCCAAAGACAUGCAUGGUAGGCUGAUCGGCAUGUCCAAAGUGUCCGUAGUGUAUGAAUCGGUGUGUGAAUGUGUAUGUGAUUGUGCCCUGCGAUAGAUUGGUACCUCGCCUUGUGCCUGAUGUUCCCUGGGAUAGGCUCCAGGUUCCCUGCGACCCUGUAGAAUAAGCAGUAUAGAAAAUGGAUGGAUGGCUGGAUGGAUGGAUUUUUUUCAAUAGAAGAUGCUGAAUCACUGCCAUUUCACUAUGUACCUCAGAGCACCUGGGAAGCAAAUCAUCCUGAGAUGAGCCUACUUAGUGGCAUGAGUGAAGCUGUUGCUGCAUUUCCACCUCACAAGUUACAGACACUCAGGUCAACUUCACAGAAAAGAAUAUCUCCCCUUAGUCUUGCUGUGAAUUACUGUCACCACUAGCUUUUUGCCUACCUUGAAAGAGAUUGCUGAACUUUGUAUAGCCUUAAAUACCAUGUGUUAAAGCCCUCUGGUCAAAAUAAGGCCAUUCAGAAGUAUUGUUACAUUGUGUAGCCUGUGUGUUAUCAGUCUAAAUACAUACAUGCAUUUUUGGGGAGGGAGUCGGGUUUCAUCAUGUUACCCAUCAUGUCGAGUGACGUAGUAGACCGUGCAAUUGUGCAAUUUUUUGUACCCAGUGUUAAUCAUCUACAUGCUUUAACUCUGUUCAUUGAACAGUUCUGUCCCUGUGAUGUGAGAACCACUUGUAAAUAUGAACUCAAUGUGUCUUUCAUGUUGUGAGUACAUUGAUACCUUCACUCAUUGCACAUUACUGUAGUUGAGGUAAAAAGCUUUCAAAGUGUUUACUUGAACAGAAGGCAAUGAACUGUUUGUUAACUAACUUUUUCUAACAUGAAAUUCCUCUUUGCAUGCGAAAGGACAUUGUUCCAAUGAUUUGUAGGCUGUUGGAUGUGGUUUUGUUACAGUGAGCAAUGAACCUGAAGUCUUUUGAAUUUUGAGGAUCUUUUUGUAAACUUUAUAACAAGUUGUGCUUUAAGUGAGAAAAGAUUUUUAUUCUGUAAAAAAAAAAAAAAGAUUUUUAAUAUUUAUAUUUUAAAAACAAGUAUUUGUGCUCCGUUUUCCUUUUGCACUAAAUCCACACUUCUUUUAUGACAUAUCUUACACAAUAAAACUGAUUUGAC
Messenger RNA from Ictalurus punctatus (channel catfish), 4198 nucleotides. It is a transcript of the gene hunk, whose product is annotated as hormonally up-regulated Neu-associated kinase. Gene Ontology annotation, biological process: protein phosphorylation; intracellular signal transduction. Bases 456 to 2507 code for a protein of 683 amino acids. Gene Ontology annotation, molecular function: protein serine/threonine kinase activity; ATP binding. Gene Ontology annotation, cellular component: cytoplasm. The record is from RefSeq and is a predicted model, not a curated record. Lineage: Eukaryota; Metazoa; Chordata; Actinopteri; Siluriformes; Ictaluridae. The transcript has 9 exons.